This is a messenger RNA of Phycomyces blakesleeanus NRRL 1555(-), 2649 nucleotides long. RefSeq lists its product as hypothetical. NCBI's taxonomy places the organism in Eukaryota, Fungi, Mucoromycota, Mucoromycetes, Mucorales, Phycomycetaceae. Bases 1 to 2649 code for a protein of 882 amino acids. Gene Ontology annotation, biological process: regulation of mitotic cell cycle; centrosome localization. The transcript is spliced from 15 exons. The record is from RefSeq and is a predicted model, not a curated record. Gene Ontology annotation, cellular component: integrator complex.
AUGACAGAACCACGUACAAUUGUGGUGCUGGAUGGUCAUCCAUCUACAAUAUCAUUAACUGUUGCCCCUCCAGAUCCUAAUCUUACUGGUUUACCACAAUUACCACCAUUCCCAUUAUGGUCAUCAAUUGUAGAUGGUACACUAGGAUUUUGUCGAAUUGCAUGGGAUCUUUGUAGACCAGAUCAUGCACCCGUUCAAGUGCUUGUAGCCAAACAAGAAACCCAAGUACUUAAUUCAUGGCGAGAUAUCGAUCAAAGUCUUGUCAAAGUCUCUAAUGGUUUCCGUGCUGCUCAACCAAACAGCCCUCUGUUGCCUAGUGACAAACCGCGUCUGGCGGCGGCCAUCAAGGACGCAUUUAUGGCUCUCUUGUUAAACAAAGGGCCGCCUCUACCUCCAUGGCGGCGGUUUAGAAUCGUCCUCGUAAUCCUACGCAAAAGACCAGACGAGGUCGGAUACAUGUACCGAGACAAUGAAGACGACAAGGAAGCAGUCAAUUUGAAGAGUCUUGUGUUUGAAGCAUUGCAUACAUUGGCGCCUGACAAACUAUCAACGAUCAAACAUGUACAGGUGGAUGUACUGAGGCUACUUCCGAGUAAUGAAUCUCUUACAGACAUGUUGCCUUGCCAGAUAUCUCCACAACUGACAUUGUCAGUCUACAACGUACCAAAUGGAAGACAUGAUCUUCAUCAGGCCAUGAUCAAUCUGGCCCAGCAAUACUACAAUAUAAAUCAUUUGCUGGUUUCUAACAUUCCCAUGAAGACCAAGGCAGAUCUGGCUCAUCCCAACCAAACUACAACAAAAUCCGUCGAAUUCUAUUACCAAGCCGGUUGCCAGCAUCGCCUUGAUCCUAAAACACCUACAUCCGAAUCAAGACUUCAUCAUCCAGAUUUCCUCAAAGAGCGUACCACAAAUCUCUUGUACUUGAAACGUAGUAAGCGCUCAGACAGUGGAUGGUGCACCUGCAUGCAUGCAAUUUCUCCUAUCAAACCUUCAGAUCCACCUACAGAAGUGUUUUUGGAAAUGAUACUCAAAGGAAGCUCGUCUUAUUUGGUGACAGCAGAAGCCCACGAGACUAACAAAAAAACUUGGACUCACAUGUUGAUGGAACAUCAAGGGGGGGUUUAUUUGAGGUGUCUUGAUCGCCAAACUGAGGCGUUGUUUUCUAAAGCAGAAGGUGUCCCGAUCAAGCAAGAUCCGGAAAGACACAAUGUAAAACAAGAACCAGAUGGUGGUAUAGGUAUAGGAGGAGGAGGAGGAAUAACUCCAAUCAAGAAAGAAUUAUUCGUAAAAGAUGAGUUUGGACCACCCGUUCCCAUUAUUGAGGAUCGUCCCUCUGUUCCUGUCGCUGUUACUCUUCCAAAACCUGCUGUAAAUGUGUCUGCCGCAACUCUCCAAGAAUUCAUGGAUAGUUGUGUACGGCCAUGUGUGUUUGAAAGCUAUGAACAAUUCUUGGGUGUAUCUGGACCAGGCAACCCAUGCGAAUUGGUGCCUUUUAAUCCUUUUCGUUACUCACACCAAGACACCUUGCCGGCUCUUUUGAGUACGAUGGCUACAAAAGACAACAAGGUUUUUACAAACCAAUACCUCGAACGAGCUGCAAGGUGGCGUACUUGCAUGCGAGACUGUAAUGGCACAGACAAGUUUCCGGUUAAUCUUGAGGCGAGAUCUAUUGCCUCUUGUUCUGUCGAUGUUUUGAACGGUUCACCUCUCGGAACCGGGUUUGGCGUUGCUUCUGGGCUUGUCAAUGAUUUGUUUGAACAGUUGGAGGGAAUUGUUUUACAAGACCAAAUUCGAGACAUGCAGGCUGCAGAAGGGUUGGUUGAUAUGCUUAUUGAUGAACUGUCAAUGGCACUUCGAGGUACUCCAAAAAAUGUAUUUCCAAAAUCACUUCGUGGAAAGCCAGUUCAGUUAUUAGCCAAGAAGCUCUUGCUUGCUCUGCAACUGGUUGCCAAGAGAUUUAUGGACAACUCUCCCAGUCAUACUAUUUUGUGUACUCGUCUUUUGACAAUGAUUACUCAAAAGACGGUUCCUAAAGAACAACAAGAGCAACUGCCUGUUCAAAAGCCUGUCAAUACUACCCAGCAAGAUUCUGGAAUUGAAAUGGCGUGGCGCCAGAGCCAGCACUACCAAAACAUGAGCCACCGUGAGAGAGAAGACGCUGUUAUUACAGAUGGAAUGGACAGUAAUCUCAACAAAGAUCAAGGGUUCAAGUCACAAAACCGAGGUCAGCCCGGAAUUAAUCCUCUUUUCCGCGGUCGUCGCGGUAAAGGGUUGGAUAACACAGGGCCCGCCGUGGGCAAUAAUAAUAAUAAUAGUAGUAUUGGUGGUGGUAAUAAUAAUGGACCUGACAAGAUCAAGUAUCCUGGUCCAUCGGCUAUGUACAAGUCAUAUCUUGAUAUGGCACCACCUACUAUUGAGGAGAAGGCAGCCGAAGAAGCCGAAGAAGAAAAGGCAUUGGGAGUACCCCAAAGUAUUCAUUGGGCAUAUUGGAAAACUCGCCAGAUCCGGAAACGUGGGUUCCGUGAAGAAAAGGAUCCCUACGAUGGCACUGAAUUGGUUCACAAACAAGGAGGAGGGUGGCAAAGAGCCAAGAAAGAAUUUGAUAGUCGAUUGCCUGUUCAUGGAGGAGAACAAGGCGAAUUGAUAUAA